CAUUUGGCUCAACACAUCAUAACUGUGGAAUUUGCAUUUGAUGAAUGAAAUGAAACAGCAGUACAGUCCAUGUACACUGAGCGAACUUGGUCACAAGAUUCUUGUUCCAAACAGUGAAUGGGCGGUCUAGCUGACAAUUUAACAAAACGGUUUGAUUAUGCAUUGAUAACUGGAGACCAGAUAAGAUUAAAAUUGCAUCCCCAUCGCAUCGUUUUAUUUAUUUACAAUAGUAUGUACGGCCCGAUGGUGCAUGCGAUAAACGGCGCCAGUCCACACGGCAGGACCCCGUAGCAAGGACUGACUAUACGGCUUGGUUUGGUAAAAAUAAGUCUAGUAAGCCAGAAAUGGCCGGCGUGACCUGUAAGGUCGUUAAAGCCAAGAAGAGAGAGUGUAGGUACUUCCUACGAUUCUCUCAUUUGUGGUAGCAUUUUUGCAACUAUUUCGGAAAACUUUCAAACACAAACAUUAUUUUUUUCUAGCUAUAAAAACUGUUUUGGUAUGUGUAAUUUACACAGUGUGAAAUAGAAAUUUAACACACACACAACGUUUUGAUUGAUCGUAUGUAAAUAUUAAUCAAUAGCGCCAUCUUGUGCGAUCUUCAUCACAUUUUACCCGCCAACCAUCGAACCGUACAAUGUCGUACGUCUCUGUAUCGUCGUGCAAUUAGAAUUAAUCGCUUCCUUCACAGCCCUUCAAGCCCACCGUCUCAACCCGUGCCCUAUGUGCAAUCUGUAUUGAAUGUGCACAAACUAUGAUUUAAUUCUGCCGCGAACUAGAAAACCAUCUGUAUUGAGAGACGUACUCGCACUGGUGUUGUGUGUGCACGCACGACGAUGCUCUUGUUAAAGUAAUUAAAAUGCGUUCAUGAAUCGGCCACGUUUCUUCACUAGCGCCAAGUGUCGCACAAGCAUCGCAAGAAGUUUGUUCUUGCUAACCGAAACGAGAUCUCUUCUACCAUAUGUGGUGCGAUCGCUGGGUCGUAAAGUUGGGGCUGAUCCCGCAGUAUAAAAAGAUCACCAAAUUCUGCCAAAAGUUCAGUUGUUCGGGUGGUGUUAUCAUGUACACACUGGAAGCUGGUCCCACCCCAAGUGCUUAAGUAUCGGAAGAAAGUGCGUGAAGUGAGCCCGUGAUUCAGCCGAGCGGAUGCAGUGGUGUUUGCCCCACUGAAUGCUCUUAGUGGGACUUACUCUGAAAAUAUCCGAAAGGACGCGAACAGCGAACAUGUGCUAGGGGAGAGUCCAAAAAACCCGAAAGGAGGAUAAGCCCACGCACCACCAUGAAGUUCCGUCUAGGACGUCCGCUACUUCUGGCGGUGUUCUUUAUCAUAGUGAUAGUUGCCGAUCAGAUACGAUGCGACGAUGAACCAGCCACUGCAUCGGUUAAACCGGUUAAAAGGAAGGCCAAAAAGAGCAAAUCGAAAAAGCUGGCUACGAAGAACCUAAAAAAAGUACGUCCCGAUCGUCCACAAGCCGAUCGACCACAGGCACAACCACCGGAAUACGAUUCAGCGUAUGAUUAUGGGGAAAAUUACGACUACGGGACGGACCCCGAUUAUGACGGUGAGAGUGGCUCUCGCAAUCCAGAUGCUGGCUUCCGACAGCCAGAAGACGAAAUCCCACGCGUCUCGACAACAACAACCACCACCACUGCGAGGGUUCCCGAACCAGAACCGAUUGUACAACCCUUCACCUGCCUCCACGAGGGGAAGUGGUAUCGGGAAGGCGAAGUGUUCCAGUCUGGCUAUAAAGGUUGUGCCACGUGCCGCUGUCGGAAUGGUUCGAUACAAUGUGACGAGGCAGACUGUCCACGUGUCAUUCCGACUACAACAACUACAACCACUACUACGACCACAGAGAGACCGGAGUUCGAUGCAUCGGCUGUUGGAAAUCGUCUGCCUGCAGCUCCUUCCGGCGAACCGGGUAUACCUGGUGAAGCGGGACAACCAGGUAUUCCAGGAACGCCCGGUAUUCCUGGACCACCAGGACCUCCGGGACCGGCACCAGAUCUAACAUUCUACACUCAACAGAUGCAAGAAACCAUGGGUGGAGCAGAUAAAGGGCCAGGGCCAGAAAACUUCCAGUUCAUGCAAGCUCAGGUUGGUCCUGUUGGUCCGCGAGGCCCGCCCGGUCCAACCGGUGCAACGGGUCCGCAAGGAUUUCAAGGAUCGCGUGGUGAACCAGGUGAGCCAGGACCACCUGGUGUAGGUGGUCCUCCCGGGGCACGUGGAUUACCUGGUCCUCCCGGUAAAGAUGGUGCUGCAGGUGAUGAUGGUGAAGUUGGACCACAAGGUCCUGUUGGAUUAUCAGGACCACGUGGAUUGCCAGGUAUGCCCGGUGUGCCUGGUCUGAAAGGCCAUCAGGGACUGCCAGGACCCGAAGGUAUGAAAGGCGAAACUGGAUCGGUUGGUGAAAAGGGUUCCGUUGGAGCUACAGGACCAGCAGGAGUUCCAGGAGCAGUUGGACCUGCCGGACCUCGAGGAGAAAGAGGACGCGAAGGACCUCCGGGACCUUCGGGUUUGAGAGGCAUUGAUGGAAUUGCUGGACCACCGGGACCACCGGGUCCCGUUGGUAAACAAGGGCCACCUGGCUUUCCUGGAAGCAACGGAGCGAAGGGAGACAUGGGAGGAGCCGGUCCGAAAGGUAGCCAAGGUCCUCAAGGUCCCCGAGGUGAAUCUGGUCGGCCAGGACAACCGGGAGAACCAGGCUUGAACGGUCCACCCGGUAAAGAUGGAGUAUCUGGAGAGAAAGGAAGUCCUGGAUCGCCUGGAAUAGCGGGCCCUCCUGGAUUCCCUGGUCCUCGAGGCGCACCGGGUGCUAAUGGUAGUCCGGGAGACGCUGGCACGAAAGGUGAACCAGGCCUACCGGGUGAGCGAGGAUACAAAGGAGAAGCCGGGAUAAAGGGAGAAGGUGGCAUUCCCGGAACCCGAGGUCUCCCGGGAGCUGUAGGUCCAGAAGGAAAGCGAGGCAAACGAGGCAUGAAAGGACCCACGGGACUUCCGGGAUCGCAAGGAGAACGUGGUCUACCAGGAUCUCCUGGACUCCCCGGUCCCGACGGUGCACAGGGUGUUAAGGGACAGUCCGGGGAUCGCGGAGCGAUGGGACCCCAGGGUCCGAAGGGAUCCAGUGGGGAUCCGGGACCACCGGGAGCCCCAGGCAUGCAAGGCUUGCGUGGACAACCGGGGCGACCAGGUGCACAGGGUAAGGCUGGUACACCCGGGGAACGCGGAUUGCCUGGUGCAGACGGUAAGGUUGGUGAACCAGGACCUCAAGGAUUGCAAGGAUUGCCAGGACCGAUGGGAUUGCCCGGUGACAAGGGAUUCACGGGUGAACCCGGAAAAGAUGGAGAUAUUGGACCUCCUGGCCCGGUAGGACCGAGAGGUGAUGCCGGUAAGGAUGGACCGCCAGGCAUAUCAGGACCCCCAGGUCCUCCCGGAAACGACGGUGAUAGAGGUCCACCUGGUACACCUGGGCCAAGAGGAUUCCAAGGUUUACCGGGUACACCGGGUAAUCCUGGAGCACAAGGAAAAGAUGGACAGAAUGGACCACCCGGACCGCCAGGCCCCGCUGGCCAGCCAGGUAUUCGAGGUGAGCGAGGCUUCCCCGGAGAAAGAGGACCGGUUGGAACACCAGGAACACCUGGUCUGCGUGGAGAGCCAGGAGCGCAAGGAAACGAUGGACCACCGGGAUCGCCUGGACCGAAUGGCAUGAAAGGACACCAAGGUGCUCCUGGUAUGGUGGGUCUUCCGGGAUUGCGGGGCCCAGCAGGACCGGCAGGAGAUAAGGGAGAACGUGGAAGCUCAGGCCCACCUGGACCAGAGGGACCUGCUGGACGAGUCGGAGAACGAGGACUUCAGGGACCGAUGGGUCCUCCAGGACCUCCAGGAGAACCGGCUGAAAAGGGUGAACCAGGUACUCCCGGUAUCCCUGGCGAGCCUGGAGCACCUGGAGCAGUUGGUGAGCGAGGUGCUGUUGGACCGCAAGGUCUGCAAGGAUUCCCUGGCCCUCAAGGCCCGGUUGGAACCCCGGGAGCAAAGGGCGAUCGCGGCAACAUGGGUCUGAAGGGCGAGCAAGGUAACUCUGGACUGCCAGGCGUGCCGGGUGAGCCAGGACCACAAGGAUUAAUUGGCUUGACCGGGUCCAAGGGAGCACGUGGAGAACCGGGAUUACGCGGAGAAACGGGGCCGAUGGGAACACCAGGACGUCCAGGAGAUCAAGGGCCAAUUGGUCAAACGGGUAAUCCAGGUGCACCAGGAACAGCGGGAAUGCCCGGUCUGAAAGGAAAUCCAGGAGAUACUGGUCGACCUGGUAACGCAGGACCACCAGGCAUGCCCGGACAUCAAGGUGCCGAAGGAAUUAAAGGAGAAGCCGGCAGCGAUGGACCUCCGGGAGCACCCGGAAAUCAAGGACCGCAAGGUGUACCAGGCGAUCGAGGACUACCUGGACUUCCUGGUCCGAGCGGUGCUCAGGGCUUAAGAGGAAUGCGGGGAGCUGCCGGUGAACCUGGCACGCCCGGUAAACCAGGCAACGAUGGCCCACCAGGUGUUCCAGGACUAUUAGGACCACCGGGACCUCCGGGACCGACUGGUGACACAGGACCGGAAGGCUCGCCUGGCAAGCAAGGACCACCUGGAAUCGCUGGACGUACGGGUGAUAAGGGACCGAUCGGUAAUCCUGGAACGCAGGGUACAUCUGGUGCACCAGGACUACCGGGACCACCCGGUCCUCAAGGGCCACUCGGACAAACAGGUGAGCGAGGACUACGAGGAGAAACCGGCCCACAGGGUGUAGAUGGUCCUCCGGGACCACGAGGCAAAGCGGGACCACCUGGUUUGGAAGGUCCUAAAGGAGAGAACGGAGAACCAGGCCUCAAAGGUACAAAGGGACAUCGAGGACUGAUUGGUUUGCAAGGAUUGCCCGGUCCAGCCGGUGCACCAGGAGAUAAGGGUAACAUAGGUAAUGAAGGACCAGCCGGUAAACCCGGAGAGGCCGGUCCUCGAGGGCCGCCUGGACGUGAUGGAUCACCAGGGCUUCAGGGAAUGCUCGGAUCAGCCGGUCCCCGUGGUCCUCCUGGAAACGAUGGUAAAAAUGGGCAGCCGGGUCAGCCUGGACCACCGGGCCCUCCUGGACCUCCGGGUGAUGGGGUCGGAUACGAUGCGGCUGCUCUGGCUGCUCUGCUUGGCCAUGGUCAGAUGAGCAAUACGAAGGGUCCAGAUCCGAACAUGGGCGAUGAGCCGAUGAAUCUUGGCCGCGUGUUCGAGCUAACCGAUGAGGAACGCCAGAAGCUGGUUGAGAAUGCGUACGAGAAACUGAAGUCUGCCUUUGCAACUUUCAAGAAACCGGACGGUAAACAGAGUUCUCCGGCAAAGACCUGCCGCGAUCUAUUCGCUGCACACCCUGAGUUUACUUCUGGACACUACUGGAUUGAUCCGAAUGAAGGUGACGCGCGAGACUCGAUCCUAGUGUACUGUGACGCAGAAAAGAAGGCUUCCUGCAUACUUCCGCAACCUCUCCGUACCAAGGAGCUUUAUUACGACGGUGACGAACAGGAAGUGUGGUUGGGUGAACUUAAGGAAGGCAUGAAGAUUAGCUACAAGUCGGACAGCAAUCAGAUCGGUUUCCUUCAGUUGCUCUCAGCAAGUGCGACACAGAACGUUACCUACCAUUGUCGAAACAGUGUGGCCUACUACAACAAGGACAAGAACAGCUACAGACAGAGCCUGAAAUUCCUCGCCUGGAACGAUGCGGAACUAACGGCCCGAGGUCCGCAGCGACUGCGGUACGAAGCCCUACAAGACGACUGUCAGCAUCGAACGGCACACUACAGCCAGUCUGUGCUGAGCUACAGUACCGACAAGCCGAUGCGAUUACCUAUCAUUGACAUUGCGAUCCGUGACGUUGGUGAGAUGCAUCAACAGUUCUGGAUCGAGGUUGGAGCCGUGUGUUUCCAGUGAGCCAAAGAUAAAGAAAUUGGGAGAAAGUAUACCGGGGCUAUGGGGAAAGCGGGUAUAACAACAAAGGAACGAGUGGUGAUGCUGGCAAUGAAGCGAUUGUGAUGACUAUUUCCUUAGGGAACAGGGGUGUCGAUUCCUCUUCGUGCUUUUAAACUCCGCAGAAGAUGCAAAGAGGAUCCUGGAGCAACAACAACUAGGUGGAAGGAAAACUCUUUGCCUCGUCUGCAGGAGUAAGGGAGCGCGUGCGCUUGUAUGUGUGUGUGUAAAAAAAGAAUCAAUAAAAUAAUUUAAUAGUAA
This is a messenger RNA of Anopheles funestus (African malaria mosquito), 6247 nucleotides long. Its product is annotated as collagen alpha-1(I) chain-like. The record is from RefSeq and is a predicted model, not a curated record. The transcript is spliced from 7 exons. Gene Ontology annotation, molecular function: extracellular matrix structural constituent; protein binding. The coding region runs from base 1277 to 5950 and encodes 1557 amino acids. Lineage: Eukaryota; Metazoa; Arthropoda; Insecta; Diptera; Culicidae.